GUUCUUACAAAACAACACACGUGAAAACGACCGAAAAGAAAAAUACACGUUAUUUGUGUACUGUAAGAGUUAAUUUUCAGUAAAAAACAUGACAACUGAAGAAGAACAAGUAGAGGAGCCUGAUCAAGAGGAUGACAGUAAAAAGGACAAAUCAAAGAAACAUGAUUCAGGGGCGGCAGAUUUAGAAAAAGUUACUGAUUAUGUCGAAGAAACGGAAAUCUCGGCACAAAGUAUUGGCGAUGCUAUGAACAAAUUGACAGAGAAAAAGACCAAAGAAAGAGCAGAAUUUAUUGCAAGAGAAAAAGAAUUGUCAAAGAUAAAAAUAAGUAAAGAGGAUGUGGAUCUUAUUGUACUUGAAAUGGAGAUUGGUAGAUCUUUAGCAGAAAGAAAGCUACGAGAGCAUAAAGGAGACAUUGUAGAAGCUUUAGUGGAAUUGACUAACUAAUAUGUUUAUAAGAUUCAUAUAGAAAAACACAUUUGUUCUUUAACUGUUUGAUGAGCAUCUGAAGAACAUAACUGGAUUCUGCCAUGGCUGCAAUAGGAAUAGCUUCAUUAACUAGUGAAAUCAUGGAGUGACUUUAAUUUUUCCAUGUUAAAAUUUUAGAUCAGGCCAGAAAAAUUCUACCUGUUUCAGUUCUGUUUUUAUACGACCGCAAAAAAAUUUUGUGGUCGUAUAUUGGUAUGACGUUGGCGUCGUCGUCGUCGUCGUCGUCCGAAUACAUAUUGGUUUUCGCACUCUAACUUUAGUUUAAGUGAAUGGAUCUUUUUGAAAUUUGACCAUAAGGUUAAAUACCACAAAAGGAAGGUUGGGAUUGAUUUUGGGGGUUAUGGUACCAACAGUUAAGGAAUUAGGGGCCAAAAAGGGGCCAAAAAUGAGCAUUUUCUAGUUUCCAGACAAUAACUGUGGAACGGUGUAUGGAUCUCUCUGAAAUUAUACUACAAGUUUCCAUACCACAAAGGGAUGGUUAGGAUUUGCUUUGGGGGGUUAUGGCUCAAACCGUUUAGGAAUUAGGGGCAAAAAAGGGGGAAAAACAAGGUUGUCCUGGUUAAUGGACAAAUACUUUAGUACAAAACAUAAUUUAAAGCAGUGUAAGGGAGAUAAAUCAAAUACAUCAUUGAAAUUAUCUCCCUUACACUGCUUUUAAAUUAUGUAUAAAGUAAUGGUUAAUGAACAAUAAAGAUAAUCUAAAACAGUGUAAGGGAGGUAAUCCAAAUACAACGUUUUGGUUACUUCCCUUACACUGCUUUUAAAUUAUGUUUCAAGAAAUGCAUAUUUAUAAAGGAAGACCAGUAAAAAUAUCUGCAAAUGUUUUCAUCUUUUUUUUUUACAAAAAAAUCCAUAUGAAAGAUUUGACACUAUAUUUUUAUUAAUUCUAUUAUGAAAUAGAUUAAGUUAGCACUAUGGUAAAUUUAAAUGGGUAAUUAUGGUUGCCAACUCCAUUGGAAAUUUGAAUUGAGAUUAUGACCAUAUCUUGAGGGAAAGAAUUUUUUUGGGGGAAAAAGGGGGGGGGGGAUAAAAAGAAAUUGUGGGGGGCCAAUUUUUUCUCAUUUCAGAUUUCAGAAAUUAAAAAGAAUUAUUCUUCAAAUAUUAUUUUUUUUUCAAAUUUCAAAUAUUGAAAAAUUUCAAGAAGUAAUCUUUAAUUGCACAGUAUGGCGCAUUAGAUUUGUAAAAUCUUUGAUCACAUUUAUUUAUUUGUUAUGCCGAAUCUAACAGUGUAUUUAGAUUUUUAAUUUUGGGUCCAGUUUUCAAAUUGGUCUACAUUAAUGUCCAAAGGGUCCAAAAUUAAACUUUGUUUGAUUUUAGCAAAAAUUGAAUAUAUGAGGUUCUUUGAUAUGCUGAAUCUAAACAUGUAUUUAGAUUUUUGAUUUUUGGCCCAGUUUUCAAGUUGGUCCAAAUUGGGGUCCAAAAUUAAACUUUGUUUGAUUUCAACAAAAAUUGAAUAUAUGGGGUUCUUUGAUAUGCUGAAUCUAACCAUGUAUUUAGAUUUUUUAUUUGUGGACCCCGUUAUCUAAUUGGUUCAUAUUGAGGUCAAAAGGGUCCAAAAUUAAACUUUGUUUGAUUUCAUCUAAAAUUGAAUUAUUGGGGUUCUUUGAUAUUCCAAAUCUAACCGUGUAUUUAGGUUUUUAAUUUUGGGUCCUGUUUUUUAAAUUGGUCUACAUUGAGGUCCAAAGGGUCCAAAAUUAAACUUAGUUUGAUUUUGACAAAAAUUGAAUUCUUGGGGUUCUUUGAUUUGCUGAAUCUAAACAUGUGUUUAUAUUUUUGAUUAUGGGCCCAGUUUUCAAGUUGGUCCAAGAUAGGGUCCAGUAUUUAAACUUUGUUUGAUUUCAACAAAAAUUGAAUAUAUGGGGUUCUUUGAUAUGCUGAAUCUAAACAUGUAUUUAGAUUUUUGAUUAUGGGCCCAGUUUUCAAGUUGGUCCAAAUUGGGGUCCAAAAUUAAACUUUGUUUGAUUUCAACAAAAAUUGAAUAUAUGAGGUUCUUUGAUAUGCUGAAUCUAACCAUGUAUUUAGAUUUUUUAUUUGUAGGCCCCGCUAUCAAAUUGGUUCAUAUUGAGGUCAAAAGGGUCCAAAAUUAAACUUUGUUUGAUUUCAUCGAAAAUUGAAUUAUUGGGGUUCUUUGAUAUGCCAAAUCUAACCGUGUUUUUAGAUUUUUAAUUUGGGUCCCGUUUUUUAAAUUGGUCUUCAUUGAGGUCCAAAGGGUCCAAAAUUAAACUUAGUUUGAUUUUAACAAAAAUUGAAUUCUUGGGGUUCUUUGAUAUGCUGAAUCUAAACAUGUGUUUAUAUUUUUGAUUAUGGGCCCAGUUUUCAAGUUGGUCCAAGUUGGGGUCCAAAAUUAAACUUUUUUUGAUUUCAACAAAAAUUGAAUAUAUGGGGUUCUUUGAUAUGCUGAAUCUAACCAUGUAUUUUGAUUUUGGACAUUGGACCAUAAUAGGUAAAUUAAAAAAAUUCAAGUUCUUAGACCACAUUCUUUCUGUGUCAGAAACCUAUGCUGUGUCAAAUAUUUAAUAACAAUCCAAAUUCAGAGCUGUAUCAAGCUUGAAUGUUGUGUCCAUACUUGCCCCAACUGUUCAGGGUUCGACCUCUGCGGUCGUAUCAAGCUGCGCCCCAGCGAAGCAUUUUAUUUAUUUUAUUAUUGAAUUUAUUUUUUAGCUAUGGAAUAAUGGUAUUUGUGCAUAUAUGAACAUUUUUGAAAAUAGAGAUUAUUCUGAGAUGAACAUGAACAUUUAA
Molecule: messenger RNA, 3226 nt
Organism: Mytilus californianus (California mussel)
Lineage: Eukaryota; Metazoa; Mollusca; Bivalvia; Mytilida; Mytilidae
Product: huntingtin-interacting protein K-like
Exons: 3
Coding region: 89-445 (118 amino acids)
Biological process (GO): protein stabilization; negative regulation of apoptotic process
Source: RefSeq, a predicted model, not a curated record